CUCCCUUCUUUCUUCUUCUCCGACUAGAUUUCAUUGUCGCCUGAGUUUCUCGGCGAUGGGAGACGAGAAGCCGGCGAUUGUUAUGGCCAAUCGCGAAAGAGAUCGAGAGCUUCUGAUUCCCGUCGCUGAUUCCGGCGAAAAAGACGAUGGUCCUUCUUCAAAGCCUUCUUCUUCCUCGUCUUCCUCUUCUUCGCAUCAGUCCAGCCAAGAGACUUUUAGCUUGUUCAUUAGGGGUUGGGCGUCAAAGAAGUUCAUGACAGGCUGUGUUAUCCUACUUCCUAUUGCCAUUACUUUCUAUAUAACAUGGUGGUUUAUUCACUUUGUCGAUGGAUUCUUCUCUCCAAUAUAUGCACAACUUGGAAUCAACGUAUUUGGUUUCGGUUUUUUGACUUCCAUUGCAUUCAUCUUCUUGGUCGGGGUGUUCAUGUCUUCGUGGUUGGGUGCAUCGGUUCUGAACUUGGGAGAGUGGUUUAUCAAGCGGAUGCCAUUUGUUCGUCACAUCUACAACGCCUCCAAGCAAAUCAGCACUGCCAUAUCGCCUGAUCAAAAUACACAAGCUUUCAAGGAAGUUGCAAUCAUCAGGCAUCCCCGUGUAGGUGAAUACGCAUUUGGCUUCAUUACAUCAACUGUUGUUCUCCAGAACUACCCAACCGAGGAGGAACUUUGCUGUGUAUAUGUUCCCACGAACCACCUUUACAUUGGAGAUAUACUACUUGUCAACAGUAAUGACGUUAUCAGGCCAAAUCUCUCUGUCCGGGAAGGAAUAGAGAUUGUUGUCUCGGGUGGAAUGUCAAUGCCGCAGAUUCUAUCAACUCUUGAUAAACCUUCGUCCUCGAUUGAUAGAGCUACAAGCUUAUAGUUUCAACCAGAAGAUUCUCUUUUUGUUAGGAUUUGUUGAUGAGUGUGUGUGUGUGUCUCUGGAGUCUCUUUAAUAUUGUUGU
Molecule: messenger RNA, 941 nt
Organism: Arabidopsis arenosa
Lineage: Eukaryota; Viridiplantae; Streptophyta; Magnoliopsida; Brassicales; Brassicaceae
Source: the annotation of a GenBank genome assembly